AUGGGGCUCUGGAGACCCAUCGCCAAACUCGAAGUCAAGCUCGAAACAUGGCGCUGGCGCAGCCGCUACACUGUCCUAGAGAGAACCCCGGCCGAGCCCGAAUGGUGGGAGGUGAUUAUGGAGAGAGAGAAAAGAAAGCGCAAGGAAGAACGCAGAAUCGCCAAAGAAGAACGUAGGGCUGCGAAGGAAGAACGCAGAGCUGCGAAGGAGCAGCGUCGGAGGGAGCGACAGAGUCAGAAGAAGGAGUUUGACUGGAGGGAUUAUAUUCCGAGGUUUCCCAAGGUGGUUGGGUAUACGCCGAUGUGGAAGCUGGAUGAGAUGCUUGCUUCGCCACAAGGGGUGCGGUGGUAG
Messenger RNA from Trichoderma harzianum CBS 226.95, 351 nucleotides. RefSeq lists its product as hypothetical. Bases 1 to 351 code for a protein of 116 amino acids. The transcript has a single exon. NCBI's taxonomy places the organism in Eukaryota, Fungi, Ascomycota, Sordariomycetes, Hypocreales, Hypocreaceae. The record is from RefSeq and is a predicted model, not a curated record.